Molecule: messenger RNA, 312 nt
Organism: Capronia coronata CBS 617.96
Lineage: Eukaryota; Fungi; Ascomycota; Eurotiomycetes; Chaetothyriales; Herpotrichiellaceae
Exons: 1
Coding region: 1-312 (103 amino acids)
Biological process (GO): anaphase-promoting complex-dependent catabolic process
Cellular component (GO): anaphase-promoting complex
Source: RefSeq, a predicted model, not a curated record
AUGCUCCGCCGCAAACCCACCGCCAUCACCAUCACGUCCGAAGACGUAGCGGCCUUCGAGGAAGCGUACGUCCGUCGACUUGCGUACGCGAAGUACCUCAAGACGGGCGAGGACCCGGACGGACUGUUCCGCAACGGACGACAACCUGAAGCAAGAAAUGCAGAUGAAGAUACACAGAUGAUGAGCGAAGCAGGAGGACCAGGAGGCGUAGCGAUUGAUCCGAACGACGAGCUGAAGCCUCUACCCGGCGACAAGGCUCGGAUUGUACGCAGUCGAGAAGAGAGGAUCAUGGGAGCUGGGACUGCGAGGUGA